Lagenorhynchus albirostris (white-beaked dolphin) is the source of this 3901-nucleotide messenger RNA. It is a transcript of the gene LRRC4C, whose product is annotated as leucine rich repeat containing 4C. The record is from RefSeq and is a predicted model, not a curated record. Gene Ontology annotation, molecular function: cell-cell adhesion mediator activity. Gene Ontology annotation, biological process: modulation of chemical synaptic transmission; synaptic membrane adhesion; regulation of axonogenesis. Lineage: Eukaryota; Metazoa; Chordata; Mammalia; Artiodactyla; Delphinidae. Gene Ontology annotation, cellular component: glutamatergic synapse; plasma membrane; postsynaptic density membrane. The coding region runs from base 1064 to 2986 and encodes 640 amino acids. The transcript is spliced from 3 exons.
UGGCUGGCCGGGUGGCUGAAAUCAAAAAUCCAAUUGCGCACUGGGUUGUGAUGAGAAAUCUAAUCAGAUCUUUGGAGAAGGGGCCGGCCGGAAGGGUGGCGACUGGGGGGAGUUGAUCCCCAAAUUCUUCGAGGUCGGGGCUGGGGAGAGGAAUCGGCGAUGUAAAAGGAGACUUUUUCUUUUUUUUUUUUUCUUUUUCUUUUUUUUUUUUUUUUUCUGGUGGCGGUGGCGGUUGGGUGCGUUGCGAAAAUGAAAGAUGCGGGACGCAGCUCUCUCCUGGAACCGAACGCAGUGGAUAAACUGAUUGUGCAAGAGAGAAGGAAGAACGAAGCUUUUUCUUGUGAGACCUGGAUCUUAACACAAAUGUGUAUAUGUGCACACAGGGAGCAUUGGAAAAUGAAAUAAAACAGUGUCAGACCCGCGGGGGUUGGUGUGUUCUGACAUAAAUAAAUAAUAAAACAGCUGCCCUCCCUCUCCCCAAAAGGAUGAUUGGAAAUGGAGAAACGAGGAUCCACAAAGGAAAAGUAUGUUCAUUUUUUUCUGUAAAGGAGAAAGUAAGCCAAGGAGAUAUUUUUGGAAUGAAAAGUUUGGGGCUUUUUUUAGGAAAGUAAAGACUUGAUAUGGUGGUGUUUUCUUUUCUUUUUGAAUUUCCCACAAGAGGAGAGGGAAUUAAUAAUACAUCUGCAAAGAAAUUUCGGAGAAGAAAAGUUGACCGCGGCAGAAUGAGGCAUUGAUUGGGGAAGAGAAGCCAGCCGAGCACAGUUGGAUUUGUGCCUAUGUUGAGUAAAAUUGAUGGAUAAUUGCAGUUGGAUUUUUCUUCAUCAACCUCCUCCCCUCCCCCCCUUUUUUUUCUCUUUGGGGUCAAGAUCAUGCAUUUUUCUGCUUGUUCUUAACCACCUGGAUUCCCAUCUGGAUGUUGCUGUGAUCAGUCUGAAAUACAAUCACCAAACUGAGGCUGAGAGAGAGGGGACUUACCCAGAGUUACUCAGCUAGUCAGUGACAGACAACAGUGGAACUUGCGAUUAUUAGAACUCCAGAAGGACCAACACCAGAUAAAUUAUGAAUGUUGAACAAGAUGACCUUACAUCCACAGCAGAUAAUGAUAGGUCCUAGGUUUAACAGGGCCUUAUUUGACCCCCUGCUUGUGGUGCUGCUGGCUCUUCAACUUCUUGUGGUGGCUGGUCUGGUGCGGGCUCAAACCUGCCCUUCCGUCUGCUCCUGCAGCAACCAGUUCAGCAAGGUGAUUUGCGUUCGGAAAAACCUACGUGAGGUUCCAGAUGGCAUCUCCACCAACACCCGGCUGCUGAACCUCCAUGAGAACCAAAUCCAGAUCAUCAAAGUGAAUAGCUUCAAACACUUGAGGCACCUGGAAAUCCUACAGUUGAGUAGGAAUCAUAUCAGAACAAUUGAAAUUGGGGCCUUCAAUGGUCUGGCAAACCUCAACACCCUGGAACUCUUUGACAAUCGUCUUACGACCAUCCCAAAUGGAGCUUUUGUAUAUUUGUCUAAACUGAAGGAGCUCUGGUUGCGAAACAACCCCAUCGAAAGCAUCCCUUCUUAUGCUUUUAACAGAAUCCCUUCUUUGCGCCGACUAGACUUAGGGGAAUUAAAAAGGCUUUCGUAUAUCUCAGAAGGUGCCUUUGAAGGUCUGUCCAACUUGAGGUAUUUGAACCUUGCCAUGUGCAACCUCCGAGAAAUCCCUAACCUCACGCCGCUCAUAAAACUAGAUGAGCUGGAUCUUUCUGGGAAUCAUCUGUCUGCCAUCAGGCCUGGCUCUUUCCAGGGGUUGAUGCACCUUCAAAAACUGUGGAUGAUACAGUCCCAGAUUCAAGUGAUUGAACGGAAUGCCUUUGAUAACCUUCAGUCACUGGUGGAGAUCAACCUGGCACACAACAAUCUAACAUUACUGCCUCAUGACCUCUUCACACCCUUGCAUCAUCUAGAACGGAUACACUUACAUCACAACCCCUGGAACUGUAACUGUGACAUACUGUGGCUCAGCUGGUGGAUAAAAGACAUGGCCCCCUCCAACACAGCUUGCUGUGCCCGGUGUAACACGCCUCCCAAUCUGAAAGGGAGGUACAUUGGGGAGCUUGACCAGAAUUAUUUCACAUGCUAUGCUCCUGUCAUUGUGGAGCCCCCAGCAGACCUCAAUGUCACUGAAGGCAUGGCAGCUGAGCUGAAAUGUCGGGCCUCCACGUCCCUGACUUCUGUAUCUUGGAUUACUCCAAACGGAACAGUCAUGACACAUGGGGCGUACAAAGUGCGGAUAGCCGUGCUCAGCGAUGGGACGUUAAACUUCACGAAUGUAACUGUGCAAGAUACAGGCAUGUACACAUGUAUGGUGAGUAAUUCUGUUGGAAAUACCACUGCUUCGGCCACCCUGAAUGUUACUGCAGCAAACACUACUCCCUUCUCGUACUUUUCAACCGUCACAGUAGAGACUAUGGAACCUUCUCAGGAUGAGGCAAGGACCACAGAUAACAAUGUGGGUCCCACUCCGGUGAUCGACUGGGAGACCACCAACGUGACCACCUCUCUCACGCCACAGAGCACAAGGUCAACAGAAAAAACUUUCACCAUCCCCGUGACUGAUAUAAACAGUGGGAUCCCAGGAAUCGAUGAAGUCAUGAAGACUACCAAAAUCAUCAUUGGCUGUUUUGUGGCCAUCACACUCAUGGCUGCAGUGAUGCUGGUCAUUUUCUACAAGAUGAGGAAGCAGCACCAUCGGCAAAACCAUCAUGCCCCAACGAGGACUGUUGAAAUCAUUAAUGUGGAUGAUGAGAUUACAGGAGACACACCCAUGGAAAGCCACCUGCCCAUGCCUGCUAUUGAGCAUGAGCACCUAAACCACUACAACUCUUACAAAUCUCCCUUCAACCACACAACAACAGUUAACACAAUAAAUUCAAUACACAGUUCAGUGCAUGAACCGUUAUUGAUCCGAAUGAACUCUAAAGACAAUGUCCAAGAGACUCAAAUCUAAAACAUUUACAGUUAUGAAAAACAAACAAUCAAAAAAAAAAGACAGUUUAUUAAAAAUGACACAAAUGACUGGGCUAAAUCUACUGUUUCAAAAAAGUGUCUUUACAAAAAAAAAACAAAAAAGAAAAGAAAUUUAUUUAUUAAAAAUUCUAUUGUGAUCUAAAGCAGACAAAAUUAUGUGUAUUCCUCAGAACCUGUUUUUGCUGCACUUAUUUACUAUUUUCCCACAUCUUGUCCCUGCCUUUCCCAAUCGCCAUAUUUUUCAUAGGAGAUCUCAAUUCCCUAAAGAACUGGUCUAGGAAAUUUUGUAAGAAUUCUGUUACACUUUGAGAUUUUUAUGGUGAAUUCUAGUGGUGAGAUCCAGUCUCUUUUGUCUUUCUUUUUUUUCCUCUGUCUUUUCUUUUCCCCCUCUCAUGCCCUUAUGAAGUAGUCCAAUGGGGAAUGCAAUAUUAGAAAUAGAUUUUUAAGAGAGAACAAGGAAAAAAUGCAAGAUCUUAUAUUUUUCAUGUAAUGACCUGUUCUGUAUUUAUGAGGAGGGCCAUACAAUGGAAAACAAAAAGUAAGCAAACAAUAGAUUAAUUUACAUAUGAGCAUCUAUAAAACCCAUGAUCUUUUAAACAAAUCUAGAACCCGAAUUUGUAGAUCAAAAGCUAAAAAUAAGAUUAUAAAUAAAAUAUUGUUGUUUUUUCUGUACCUGGACACAACUCAUUUGUAGUAUGGCUCAAAUGUGAGAAACGAAGGUAAUUAGAUUUCCUACUUUCUAAGAAAGGUAAUAUUAUAGUAAUCUCCAAUCACAGCACCAAUCUCUACAGGGUCCUGUUUCAAUGGAUGACUUGAGUUUUUGAUCUAUAUUCAAGGAUGCUGUGGUGUUUUUUCCUUCUCAUUAGGGUCACCCUUUGUAGAAUGCUCAGAUUAA